Molecule: messenger RNA, 850 nt
Organism: Panicum virgatum (switchgrass)
Lineage: Eukaryota; Viridiplantae; Streptophyta; Magnoliopsida; Poales; Poaceae
Product: proline-rich receptor-like protein kinase PERK1
Exons: 4
Coding region: 1-690 (229 amino acids)
Biological process (GO): phospholipid biosynthetic process; lipid modification; triglyceride biosynthetic process
Cellular component (GO): membrane; endoplasmic reticulum
Molecular function (GO): acyltransferase activity
Source: RefSeq, a predicted model, not a curated record
AUGGGAACGCCGGAGGGGAGCUCGGCGGCCACGCCGCCCUCCGCUGGGACCGCGCCCUCCGCCGGCGGGAGAGGAGCGCCGGGAGAUAACGGCAACCCUCUCCAGUCUCCACCGGCACCCCCGCCGCCCCACACACCCGCCUGGCCGCCUCCCUCAGUCCCUCCCUUGGCAGCCGCCGUGCCUCCACUCCGCCGCCACCGCGCGCAAGACCAAGGGCCUCUCCCCGCUCCGGCGACCCCGCCGUGCCUCCACGUCAGCUCCUCCCGCACCCCCACCGCGCGCCGCCGUCGGCAAGCCUACGCUACCGCAGGCGCAGGGGCCACGGUUCGGCAACCUCCGGCCUCCACCGCGCCCUGCAGUUCUGGUGUCCACCACAACACGCCGACGCCGCUGCUCGCCCACCGAAGCAGAGCUUUAAUGGUUUUGACGCUGAAAGUCAUUUCGUGCGCAAUAAACUACAGUGAUGGCAUCUUGAAGGAAGAGGGUUUACGCGAGUCUCAGAAAAAGUACCGAUUGACUAAGCUUCCUUCUCUAAUUGAAUAUUUUGGUUACUGCCUCUGCUGUGGGAGUCACUUUGCUGGACCAGUGUAUGAGAUGAAAGAUUAUCUUGAUUGGACUGCAAGGAAAGGAGUAAUUGGCCUCCAUCAACUUUUGCACGGGUUAUGCGAUCUUUGCUGGACCGGUGUAUGAGAUGAAAGAUUAUCAUUUGUCUAUGGGUUUUCAUGUACUCUGUCAGAGUUUGUUGGAUGAUUGGGUACGAAUGAUUGUACAGGGUCGGUGUUUUCGUUUUGCCUUUCCGUAGACCGUUUGUUUUCGACACAUAUCCGUUCGAAUUGGUUUGUUUUCGAUA